This is a messenger RNA of Penicillium waksmanii, 894 nucleotides long. Its product is annotated as putative esterase/lipase. NCBI's taxonomy places the organism in Eukaryota, Fungi, Ascomycota, Eurotiomycetes, Eurotiales, Aspergillaceae. Gene Ontology annotation, molecular function: hydrolase activity. The record is from RefSeq and is a predicted model, not a curated record. Bases 1 to 894 code for a protein of 297 amino acids. The transcript has a single exon.
AUGAAGGGACUGACCUAUGUUUAUUACAAAAUCAUCGUGGUGAUCAUCCGAUUCCUCUCGGAUGUAAUAGGCUUCGUUGUUCGCCGACCAUCUCCCACCCCCGAUGAAGUCCUCCAUAUUCCCUCCCGCGACGCGGGGAGAACCAUCAAGGCCCAUCUGUAUCAUUCAUCAUCAUCCGCGUCAGGCCCCAAACCCGUUCUCCUGAACUUCCAUGGCAGCGGAUUUAUGCUCCCCCAACACGGCACCGACGACGAAUUCUGUCGACGAGUAAGCCGCGCCACCAAAUACACCGUGGUGGACUGCUCGUAUCGCCUGGCCCCAGAAAAUCCAUUCCCAGCAGCCCUCAACGACGUCGAAGAUGCGGUGAAAUACAUCCUCAGUCGACCAGAAGAGUACGAUGCCACGCAGUUCUCAAUUGGUGGUUUCAGCGCCGGGGGCAAUCUCUCUCUGGCAGCCUCGGCUUGUCUCUUCCCGCCGGACACUUUCCGCUCAUUAAUCGCCUUCUACCCAGCGCUGGAUCUGAGCAGCCCUGCCAAUUCUAAGAUUGCCCCCAACCCGAAUGGAAUGCCCAUUCCGGCCCCAUUGGCACGCCUGUUUAAUACCUGCUAUGUGCAUUCGGGCUUUGACAGACGCGAUCCGCGCAUCUCACCCCGGUUUGCGGAGCUGGAGCGGUUCCCAAGGCGUAUGCUGGUGAUUACGGCGGACUGCGAUACACUGGCCCUCGAGGCGGAGGAACUUGCGACCAAACUUCAACAGAGACAGGGAUGGCAUGUGGUCUGCGAGCGCAUGGAGUCGUGCAACCACGGGUGGGACAAGCACACGCGGGCUGGAUCCCCGCAACUUCAGGCUAAGGAGCGGGCUUACGGAUUGGCUAUUGAUCUGUUGAAUGAGUAG